GAAAAAAAUAAAAUAAAAUAUACAAAAAAUGAAAUAAUGCAAAAUAUUCGCUCUGUCUUUCGUUAGAUCUAGCCGCAUGCUCUUCCCCACCUCCCCGCCCUCGGCGGGCCCAGAUCUCCCCGACCGCGGUGGCGCAGCAGGCGGAGGCUAGCCCCGCCACCGCCUCCCCCUCCCCUUCCCCCCAGAUCCUAAUGGGCUCCUCCUAUUCCUCUCACGGCCGCGGAGACAGUGACGACGGCGACGACGACGAAGAGGAGCGCGGGCUCCUCGCGAACUCCAAGAGCUCCCAGGAGAAGGUUCUAGAGCAAGAGCCCGAGGUCCUCCCAUGCCGCGCCGCCGCCUCUCCGCUCUCCCCUCAGCUCUCCAUCCCCGGCACCCCGCGCCUCCUCGGCCCGUCGGUCCGGAUCUGGGACCCCUGCAACGUCCUUCUCCCCUCGCCUCUGCCUGCGUCUGCGAUCUCAUCCGGAGGCCCCAUGGACUGGGCCACGGAGGUGCUCCUUAUUGCCCAUGGCGAAUGGGAGGCUGGCCUGCGGCCGGAUCGGGUCGGCGGGCGGUGGCCGGCGGCGGGGCUGACCCCGAAGGGGGAGCGCCAGGCCAGGGCUUUGGCCGUGUUCCUCAAAUCUCAAGGUUUGAGGUUUACUUCCGUAUAUACGUCGCCGUUGGAUCGGGCGAGGGCCACUGCGACCUUUAUUUGUCAGGAACUUGGUUUUGCAGAGGAGCAGAUAAAAUCUUCAGAUGCAUUGGUUGAAAUAAGUCAGGGUCAGUGGGAAGGCUGCCUGCAAUCAGAAGUUUACACUCCAGAUAUUGUCAGCUUAGUGGACAGAAGUCAGCCUGAUUUCUCUGCACCUUCAGGAGAAUCACUCAGGCAGGUGGAAUUUCGGAUGAUUGAAUUCCUUAACAGAACAGUCCUAAGAUUGCCUGAGAAACUGGCUAUUCAAGCUACAUCAAUGCAUCAAAAUGGGACAAAGGAAUUCUGCUGCAACAGCUCUACAAAUUCAGUUCAUGACCGAGAUGGGCCUCACUGGGAUUUGCUUUACAGGCAUAAUCAGCCUUUCCUUCAAAGGAAAAAAUCUGGAAAAAGUAGGCUUCAGUUUGUGACAACUGGAGAUAAUGAAACAGAAGAUGAGUUCUCUCAUGGAGGACCUGCACGCAGGGAACUUCUUUGUGAAGCAAAUACCAGAAACCUCAAUACCUCCAUUGGGAUCUUCACUCAUGCAGUCCCCAUAAAAUGUCUUCUCACUGGCUUGCUGAAUUGCAGUCCGGUGAUGUCUCAUAAGAUAUGUAUAGAUGAUUCUUCAGUGACGCUGCUGCAGCACUCACAGAGAACAGGAUGGCAAAUCAAGAAACUGAACGAUACUGCACAUCUCAAGCUUCUUUAGACAGCAACAAAAGGAGAAGCCUUGCUGGAUUUACAAGUUAACAAUGGGAGAAGUUAAAGUGCUGCCUAUGUUCUCCUUUUUGAAUCUGUUUGUGAACCUGGAUUUGUUAUAAUUGAGAAGCCCUUUAUGUUUUAUUUGCUGGAAAUAUCAGUUGAUCUGAAGGCUGUGGAUACCAAUUGCAGUGUUUUAUAAAUUCAUUUUGACAUAACUUGAUGGAAAUUGGAAAGUUCUGUUGGAAGAGAGAAGUCUGGGUGUGAGUGAGGCGGCUAAAGGAGUCAUAUUUAAAUGUUCUAGAUAUUGUUCAUCACCAGCUCCAAAAGCCUAGGAACUGGAGGUUUGGUCUUGAUUUGUUGUAUCUGUCAUUGUCCCAUAUUUUGAUCCAUAACUGAAGUUAUGAAUAUUAUUUUUAAUUCAAUC
This is a messenger RNA of Elaeis guineensis (African oil palm), 1796 nucleotides long. RefSeq lists its product as uncharacterized. NCBI's taxonomy places the organism in Eukaryota, Viridiplantae, Streptophyta, Magnoliopsida, Arecales, Arecaceae. The record is from RefSeq and is a predicted model, not a curated record.